AUGGUGUUCCGAUCCCCUUUAGAGCUUUAUCCCACCCAUUUCUUUCUGCCAAACUUCCCCAGCGACCCGCACCACCACCACCGCUCGCUUCUUCUAGCCACUGGUGGCAGCAGCAGCUCCGGAGGCGCGGGCGUGGGCGGCGGGGGGCCCCCCUGUGGGUACACCGCCGGAGCGGCGGGAGGCGACGGCGGCGGGGGGGGAGGAGGAGGAGGCGCCUCGCGGGGAGCCCCGGAAGAGCCGUCCAUGUUCCAGCUGCCCACGCUCAACUUCUCCCCGGAGCAAGUGGCCAGUGUCUGCGAGACGCUGGAGGAGACGGGGGACAUCGAGAGGCUGGGCCGGUUCUUGUGGUCCUUGCCGGUAGCGCCCGGAGCAUGUGAAGCCAUCAACAAGCACGAGUCCAUCCUGCGGGCCCGGGCGGUGGUGGCCUUCCACACGGGCAACUUCCGAGACCUUUACCACAUCCUGGAGAACCACAAGUUCACCAAGGAGUCGCACGGCAAGCUGCAGGCCAUGUGGUUGGAGGCUCACUACCAGGAAGCCGAGAAGCUGCGCGGACGCCCCUUGGGGCCGGUCGACAAGUACCGCGUCCGCAAGAAGUUUCCCCUGCCGCGAACCAUCUGGGACGGCGAGCAGAAGACCCACUGCUUCAAGGAACGGACUCGCAGCCUCCUGCGGGAAUGGUACCUCCAGGACCCCUACCCCAACCCCAGCAAGAAAAGGGAACUGGCCCAGGCCACCGGCCUGACGCCCACGCAGGUCGGCAACUGGUUCAAGAACCGGCGGCAGAGAGACCGGGCGGCGGCCGCCAAGAACAGGCUCCAGCACCAGGCGAUCGGACAGAGCGGCAUGCGGUCGUUGUCAGAACCGGGCUGCCCGACCCACAGUUCGGCGGAGUCUCCGUCCACGGCGGCCAGCCCCACCACCAGCGUCUCCAGUUUGACAGAAAGAGCCGAGACGGGGACAUCCAUCCUCUCGGUAACCUCCAGCGACUCAGAAUGUGAUGUAUGAUAAUGGAAAGGAACAAAAGCUAAGAAAAAAAUAAUUAAAACAAAAACUAGAAAAAGACAA
Molecule: messenger RNA, 1068 nt
Organism: Python bivittatus (Burmese python)
Lineage: Eukaryota; Metazoa; Chordata; Lepidosauria; Squamata; Pythonidae
Source: RefSeq, a predicted model, not a curated record